This is a messenger RNA of Trichoplusia ni (cabbage looper), 5455 nucleotides long. Its product is annotated as zinc finger protein 271-like. Lineage: Eukaryota; Metazoa; Arthropoda; Insecta; Lepidoptera; Noctuidae. Bases 536 to 3934 code for a protein of 1132 amino acids. Gene Ontology annotation, molecular function: DNA-binding transcription activator activity, RNA polymerase II-specific; RNA polymerase II cis-regulatory region sequence-specific DNA binding. Gene Ontology annotation, cellular component: nucleus. The transcript is spliced from 22 exons. Gene Ontology annotation, biological process: regulation of transcription by RNA polymerase II. The record is from RefSeq and is a predicted model, not a curated record.
UGUUACAAAAUUUGGCUGUAAUUCCUCAGUAAUUACAUAAUGGACGAAGUUGAUAUUGAUUUCCAUAACAUGCUACCCAAAAUUAUACAAUUAUAAUUAUAUUUGACAAAUAAUGAAUUUUGCAUUGUUGCUAAUUAGUUGCAAAUGCACAUGUUGGCACUACUGUGACCGUGACAAAACUUUCGUUCGUUUGAUUCGUUCGUUGAUGUGCGAGAUAGGAAAUGUGUUUUAUCGAAUACCUUGAUUUUAAAUUCUUAUUAAGUUUAUUUAAUUGAAGUUAAUUUUGUGUAACUUACUGUGUCUCUUUCUAUUGGACAUGGUUAACGUUUUUUCAUGAAGAAAUAGUGGUUUGAAGUCGUUGGAAGAAAAUGUUUUUGUGUGCUAAGUUUCAUAAUGGCGGCCCGUCGCGUCCCCCGCGCCUCCAUUUCGAUGACAGUCAAAUUAUGACAAUGCCGAUACGUAAAGUUUAAAGAUGUUAUGUAUUUGUAAAUAGUUUUGUGAAAUAUUAUAGUUGACGAUUAUACAAGGACUAAAUAUGAAUCAGGAACACCAUAAUAUGAACACGGGUGGUGGCCAGCCUCCGGGAACUUCUGAGUCACAGAACCAAAGAGUGCAAUCUACACAGCAACAGCAGCAAAAUAACUUGCCUGCCACGACAUCAGCUACUGAUCUACGAGUAAACUCAGCGGCUGUGAACGUCGCUUUGUCUAGUGUUGCGAAAUAUUGGGUGUUUACAAAUUUAUUUCCCGGGCCCAUACCGCAAGUCUCUGUGUACGGGCUACCUGCAGGCGCAAGGAUUGAAAAUGGAAAACCUGUUCAGGAUCUUGGUCAAACCCAUGCCAGUAUAUUAAAUGGAGAUCCAAACAUCAUACUGGGACAUCAUGCUGGACAGUCUCAGGUUACGGUGUCUGCAGCUGGUGGCCAGCAGAUCCCUGUCUCCCAAAUCAUUGCUACACAGUCAGGCCAAACUCAUGAAGCACUUGUGGCUCACAGUCAACAGGCCGAGCUGGCGGCGGCCCAGGGCAACAGCAACAACACGCAGGUGUCAGUUAGUACGGGCCAGCCCACUCACCAGCAGGUACCCAAUAACCGGGUCGAGUUUGUACAACACCAUAACAUUGAUAUGGUAAAUCACGUGGGCCAUCAUUCACAACAACACCUAAUGCAACAACAGCUAAUGGCUACUGCACGACCAGAACACAGUAACCAGCAGAUCCAGCUGACUGUGAGUGAAGAUGGCAUAGUAACAGUAGUGGAGCCAGCAGGUAGCAAAAUGGUCGACAAAGAGGAACUGCACGACGCCAUCAAGAUGCCUUCAGACCAUACCCUGACUGUGCACCAGCUGCAACAGAUUGUUGGACAACAGGUGAUAGACAGCGUAGUUCGCAUAGAACAAGCGACCGGAGAGCCGGCCAACAUACUCGUGACUCACAAUCCCGACGGCACGACGUCUAUAGAAGCCAGCGCAGCCGACCCCCUCAUCGUGAAGGAUGAGAAGAGUGCCAACAAAAUGGAGGCGGCACAGUUCGCGAUACCUGCCGAAAUUAAAGAUAUCAAAGGGAUCGACUUAAAGAGUGUGGGUGCCAUGGGGAUGGAAGGUGCCGUUGUGAAGAUAUCAGCCGGUGCAUCAGAACACGAUCUCCAUGCCAUGUACAAAGUGAACGUCGAAGAUCUGUCGCAGCUACUUGCUUAUCAUGAGGUUUUCGGAAAGUUGAACUCCGAAGGACAGCAACAAGCGAAGGUAAUAAGCGAGGUAGAAGUAGAAGCUGGUACCAGCGCAGCCAUGUCUGAAGCGGAAACUUCGCCAGGCCAUCAUUCCUGUGAUAUUUGCGGGAAAAUAUUCCAGUUCCGAUACCAACUUAUUGUUCAUAGGCGUUAUCACGGCGAAAGCAAACCGUUCACGUGCCAAGUAUGCGGUUCUGCGUUUGCCAAUCCGGUAGAACUAUCGAGACACGGAAAAUGUCAUCUUGCUGGUGACCCAAACGAAAGACACGCCAAACGGAUGGCUCAAGAUAAGCCAUACGCUUGCACCACUUGCCACAAAACCUUCUCUCGCAAAGAACAUUUAGACAAUCAUGUUCGAAGUCAUACCGGCGAGACUCCAUACAGAUGCGAGUUCUGCGCGAAGACUUUUACCCGCAAAGAGCACAUGGUAAAUCACGUACGGAAACACACGGGCGAGACUCCUCACCGUUGCGAUAUAUGCAAGAAGAGUUUUACUCGUAAAGAACACUUUAUGAAUCACGUCAUGUGGCAUACAGGUGAAACGCCGCACCAUUGUACAAUAUGCGGAAAGAAGUAUACUAGGAAGGAGCAUUUAGUGAACCAUAUGAGAUCGCAUACAAACGAUACCCCGUUUCGAUGCGAAUUAUGCGGCAAGUCGUUCACGAGAAAGGAACACUUCACCAAUCACAUAUUGUGGCAUACGGGUGAGACCCCGCACCGCUGCGACUUCUGCUCGAAGACGUUCACCCGCAAGGAGCACCUCCUCAACCACGUGCGGCAGCACACGGGCGAGUCCCCGCACCGCUGCAACUUCUGCAGCAAGUCCUUCACGCGCAGGGAACACCUCGUCAACCACGUGCGGCAACACACCGGCGAGACGCCCUUCCAGUGCGGAUACUGUCCGAAGGCCUUCACUAGGAAGGACCAUCUUGUAAACCACGUUCGGCAGCAUACUGGGGAGUCUCCACACAAGUGCUCGUUCUGCACCAAGUCGUUCACCCGCAAGGAGCACCUCACCAACCACGUGCGGCAACACACGGGCGAGUCGCCGCAUCGCUGCACCUUCUGCGCAAAAUCCUUCACUAGAAAGGAACAUCUCACCAACCAUAUCAGACAGCACACGGGAGAAACGCCACACAAGUGUACGUUCUGUACGCGGGCGUUUGCGCGCAAGGAGCAUCUCACCAACCACAUCCGACAACACACCGGCGUCACGCCGCACUCCUGCUCCUACUGCAACAAGACCUUCACCAGGAAAGAACAUCUUGUUAACCAUAUUCGACAACACACGGGCGAGACUCCUUUCAAGUGUACAUUCUGUUCGAAGUCGUUCUCUCGUAAGGAGCACCUCACGAACCACGUCAACCUUCACACAGGAGAAACGCCCCACAAAUGUCCCUUCUGCACCAAAACAUUCUCCAGAAAAGAACACUUGACCAACCAUGUCAGAAUUCACACGGGUGAGUCGCCGCAUCGAUGUGACUUUUGCCAGAAAACUUUUACUCGCAAGGAGCACCUAACAAACCAUAUGAAACAACACACCGGCGAUACCGCGCACGCCUGCAAGGUCUGCUCGACACACUUUACUAGGAAGGAGCAUCUAAUUACGCACAUGAGGUCACACAGUUGUGGCGAAAGGCCGUUUAGUUGCGGCGUGUGUGGAAAAUCUUUCCCGUUGAAAGGCAAUUUACUGUUCCAUGAACGUUCGCACAAGAAGGCCAAUGCUGGUAAUAGGCCCUAUAGGUGUGGAGUUUGCGCUAAGGAGUUCCUCUGUAAAGGUCACUUGGUAUCUCAUCGGCGCACUCACGCAGAAGGAGAAGAAGGUGCCGCGAGCACUGAAACUCCUGCUGAGACAGAAGAUUGUUCUGAUUGUACCAAGUGUGUCAAAGCUGAGCCAGAACGAACAAAUGAGAGGAAACUAGACGUCAGAACAACGGCGGAAACACGGCCGGCGGAGAGCAAUGUUGCACAAACCCAACCCAACACUGCUACUGUAAUGCAAAUAACUAACCAGCAGCAGGUCCGCGCUGGAGUGGGCGGCGUGGCGGGGGUGGGCGGCGUGGGCAGCGUGGGCGUGGGCGUGGGCGCGGCGGCGGGCGCGGGCGUGUCGGGCGCGGGCGUGGCGGGCGCCACGUUCACGCACACCGUGAGCGCCGCGCACCACGCCGGCGCCGCCAUCGCGCACCACCCCGUCACCGUCAACUACUAGCGCACGACACGCGCCCACUGAACAAACACUAAUCUAAUCAUACCACUUACGAACUGACGACUCGAAUUGAGUUUAAAUUACUUUACUAUAUUUUUGCCAUUACUCUGGAGCAUAAUCAUGGUACACCUUUAAACCAAGAAGGUGAAAAUAGAUUGGUUGCAAAACAUUAUGUAACAAGGUAAAUUAUACUUUUUUUUUGUAAAUAGAAAUAGAGAAAUGUAUAAAUAAUUAUUUACUUUUAAUUCUCUACAAUAUACUAAUUGAAUAUGUAUACAGUCAUGUUUAAAUAGAUUUUGAAGUAUUUUAAAUACCAAUUGUUAUUUAAUAUCAUCAUAGACUUUGUUUCAAAUGAAUCCACUAUCAAUGGUAAAUAGUUCUAAGCAAAUGAUUUUCCAGUCAAUAUUUUAACGUCAUGUCUGAUACAAAGUGAUUUUAACAUAGAUUUUAGAAGUUACCUGAAUAAAUUUCGAUUUUACAAAUGCACUAUUGAUUUUAGUUGGUACAUACCUAAAUAAUUUAUCUUAUUCUUGGUUCAAUAUCUUGUCCAGAAUAAUUAUGUAUGACUUAAAUGAUUUUGAAAAUUGUGUACAUUCCUUAAUUGAUCAAAGUGGAUUAGAAGUAUCUUGUGCUAAAAGUUAAUAAGUCUUAUUUUAUUUUGCACACAAUAGAGUUAUUUUAUUAAACAAUCGUAUUUUAAUUGUGUAACAUUGAUUUUUCCUAAAUAGGAUGUAUAUUUAAAAAUAUUAUGCUUCAAUAGAAUUAUUGUAAGUGAUGUGAAAUUUGUUAUUCAAAUUACUAUAUGGGGACCAGAGAUCAAAGCGAGAGUAUAAAAUAAUAUUAAAGCUAAUCCUCUUGCAGCUUCCCAAGAAUUUUUAUUUACACUAUUUUUUAGUUUAUUUUUACAAUUACUUUUUAUUUUUUGGGAAAACAUUAUUUUACCCUAAAAUAAUACUUGUGUCCAGCUUAGACGAUAAUUAUUCUUUGCCAUGUAUGUACAGUACAAGUGUGAUAAAUCUGUUAUAACUUUUUUUCAUAAGAAGGUGUAUAGAGGUAUUAUGGUGAUUGUAUCGCUUAGCUUAGUCAUUUAUGUGUACGUGAAGUGGUGUUAUAAUCACUUCCGUGCUUAAAUUGUAAACACGCUGCUUGUAAUAAAACAUUAUAAUAUAGCCUGUAUUUACGUGUAAAUAGUUUAUUUGUAAUUACAUAGUUGUAUGUAGCAAAAUUAAGACUAAUGAAAAUAUCAUUUAUGUUAAUAUUUGGCUGAAUUGAUAAAUGUUAUCUUACGGAAACUGGGAAUUAUGCGGUUGAAAAUCGUGUUUUGUGUAGUAAGAUUUUCAUUCAAGGUGCGAUGAAUCAUUGAGAUAAUUUAUAUCACAGCCAUUUGGUAACUUAUCUUCAAUGGUGCCACGCUAAUUUAUAUUUUAUAGAAAAUCUAAUUCCUUAGACACAAUAGUAUGUACUAAAAUCUAAAUUAUGUUCAGUAAUUUGAUAUGAAUGAGAUUAAAAAAUGAAACUAACAUA